CUGAAGUCCGGGCCCGCCCGCAAGUGGAACUAGAGGUAUGGAAGCUUCCCUCCUCCAGUUCCGUUUGUUUGUUGUCCCGUCAACUCACCCCUCGGAUUGUACAUUCAACCUGCAACAAUUUGUGAGCCGCGACUAAUCAGCAAAUAUUAUCACUAGCAUUUCUCAUCCUACCCGCCGGCCUCCCCUUUUAUUAUCUCACCAGCGAAGUCUCCUCUUGUAGCCAUAAACUAGUCAUGUCAAGUCCAGAAGUACUCCCAGACUCCGAAGCCAAAAGAUGGAAGUAUCUCAACAAUGUCCGAACACGGCCAGGCGCAUUCGUGGAUCCGGAAGAGUUUGAUGGCUCAACGGUAGUAGAGAACAUGGACAAAAUCAAGAUCUUCGGAGCUGGAGGACUGGGUUGUGAGAUCCUCAAGAACCUCGCUCUUUCCGGGUUCAAGGACAUUUCCGUCAUCGACAUGGAUACGAUCGACAUCUCCAACCUUAACCGCCAGUUUCUCUUCCGACAUGCGGACGUAGGGAAAUUCAAAGCCGAAGUAGCUGCCAAGUUCGUUGAGAGAAGAGUUAAAGGCGUCAAGAUCACGCCAUAUAACUGCAAGAUACAGGACUUCGAUGAAGACUUCUACCAGCAGUUCCAGAUUGUAGUCUGCGGACUGGACAGCAUCGAGGCACGCCGAUGGAUUAACGCCACCCUAGUCAACAUGGCGAGUUGUGAAAACCCUGAUAGCAUGAAACCCCUCAUCGACGGCGGCACCGAGGGCUUCAAGGGCCAAGCCCGCGUUAUCCUACCGACCAUGGGCUCUUGUAUCGAGUGCCAGCUGGACAUGCACGCUCCCCGAGCCGCCGUUCCUCUUUGCACUCUCGCCAGCAUCCCCCGCCAGCCGGAACACUGCAUCGAAUGGGCGCACGUCAUCGCUUGGGACAAGGAGAAGCCGUUCCCGCAGCUCGACAAGGACGACCCGGAGCACAUCACCUGGCUCUACCAGAAAGCCCUCGAGCGGGCAAAGGAGUUCAACAUAUCGGGCGUCACGUACUCUCUGACGCAAGGCGUGGUAAAGAACAUUAUCCCGGCCAUCGCGGCCACGAACUCGGUCAUCGCCGCGGCCUGCUGCAACGAGGCACUCAAGAUCGCAUCCAGCUGUGCGCCCUUUUUGGGCACCCCCGGCGAAGGCGAGCCUAAUUAUAUGAUGUAUUCCGGCAACGACAGCAUUUACACGUAUACGUUCAAGCACGAGCAAAAAGAGGACUGCCCCGUGUGCGGCAUGACGGCAAGGGUGCUCAAGGUCAACCCCAAGUGGACGCUCGAAGAGCUCAUAGAGUCGUUCGCUACCCUUCCUGAGGCGCAACUGAAGAAACCGUCGGUGCGGGCUGAGGGCAAGACGCUGUACAUGCAGUUGCCCCCGAACUUGGAGGAGCAGACGCGGCCAAACUUGGGGAAGACACUUGAGCAGCUUGGGCUGACGGAAGGUACUGAGAUCGCCGUUACUGAUCCAGCGUUUGUAGGCGUGGUGUUCAACUUCAGCCUCAAGUUUGCAUGAUGGUCCCCAGACAUGAACGUGUCAUGAUAACCUGGCCUGGUUUGCCUGGACUUUGUUUAUGCUAUUUAGAGGCUGGAUUUGUGAGUUACCUACAAGCGGGAGCGUUGCACAACAAGCAGCGGGGAAUGACCCGCAAGAAGGCUAUAGCGAUGAGUUAGCUGCCUAUUCAAUCGAGUAGAUGUCAAUACAAGAUAUGAUUAACAGUGUGCUUCAA
Messenger RNA from Neurospora hispaniola, 1749 nucleotides. Its product is annotated as NEDD8-activating enzyme E1 catalytic subunit. Gene Ontology annotation, biological process: protein neddylation. Bases 234 to 1535 code for a protein of 433 amino acids. NCBI's taxonomy places the organism in Eukaryota, Fungi, Ascomycota, Sordariomycetes, Sordariales, Sordariaceae. Gene Ontology annotation, cellular component: cytoplasm; nucleus. The record is from RefSeq and is a predicted model, not a curated record. The transcript is spliced from 4 exons. Gene Ontology annotation, molecular function: NEDD8 activating enzyme activity.